GGCAGUCACCGAAAAGACCACGACGUCUACCACUCGGUUGAUCAGGGUAGCGCGCAGCAUGGGCGACACAGCAAUCACCAAGAAGGCGCGCACAGACGGUCCCAAGCUAAUCUGUACCCAUUCGGGCACUUUCCAUGCGGACGAAGCGCUGGCAGUCCACCUUGUUCGCACAUUGCCUGACUACAAAGACGCCCGCUUAGUACGAACGCGAGAUCCUGCCAUCAUCGAUAUGGCAGAUAUCGUACUCGAUGUUGGCGGGGUCUAUUCUGUAGAGAGGCAGCGAUUCGACCAUCAUCAGCGCGGCUUUGCGGCGACCUUCGACAGCAGUCAUCGCACGAAGCUGUCCUCGGCUGGACUAGUGUACAAGCACUAUGGCAAGCAAAUUAUUGCCCAGAGGCUAGGAUUACAGGAGGCAGACAAAACUGUUAGUACGCUAUACCCAAAGGUGUAUGAGGACUUUGUUGAGGGCCUCGAUGGUAUCGACAAUGGCAUCAAUCAGUACGAAGCAGUGCUCGGAGGCGAUGUGCGCUCGAAUUACCGCAACUUUACCGGUCUCAGUUCACGAAUCUCAAGGCUCAAUCCAUCCUGGAACGAAACGAGCAACAACGAUAUACUGGACGAGCGCUUCGAGACUGCUUCGGCAUUGGCCGGCAGCGAGUUCUUCCAAGUGCUUGACGCAGCAGCGCAUCAGUGGCUUCCCGGUCGUUCGCUCAUCGUCGAAGCGCUGUUUGAGAGAUGCAAGUUUGACGGCGCAGAUCCACACGGGCGGAUCAUGCUCCUUGGGUCUUUCGCGCCGUGGAAGGAUCACCUCUUCAGACUCGAGCGGGAGCUCAGCAUUGAAGAUGACCGCAAGGUGCUCUAUGUCAUCUACCCUGACGAGGCUGGCAAAUGGCGUGUUCAGGCAGUGCCCCGAAGUUCAGAAGGUUUCGAAUCGCGCAAAGCUCUGCCGGCGGCAUGGCGAGGGAUCAGAGACAAAGAGCUCGACGCCCUCGUUGGCAUCGAGGGAUGUGUGUUCGUGCACGCUGCUGGCUUCAUCGGCGGUCAUGCCACGCGAGAGGGAGCACUCAUCAUGGCCAACAAAGCCAUCGCCGCGUGAUCUCUACUUGAUAUUGCACUAGAUGUUGUUUCAAAUUUUCGGCGCUGAGCCCCAAGCUCGCGGUCACCGUCUUUGUCCA
Mixia osmundae IAM 14324 is the source of this 1175-nucleotide messenger RNA. RefSeq lists its product as uncharacterized. The transcript has 8 exons. The record is from RefSeq and is a predicted model, not a curated record. Lineage: Eukaryota; Fungi; Basidiomycota; Mixiomycetes; Mixiales; Mixiaceae. Gene Ontology annotation, cellular component: cytoplasm; nucleus. Bases 59 to 1096 code for a protein of 345 amino acids.